Physella acuta is the source of this 3477-nucleotide messenger RNA. Its product is annotated as septin-7. Gene Ontology annotation, molecular function: GTP binding. Gene Ontology annotation, cellular component: septin complex. Lineage: Eukaryota; Metazoa; Mollusca; Gastropoda; Physidae. The record is from RefSeq and is a predicted model, not a curated record.
CAUGUGUACUGUGUUGAAUGAAAGCUUGCUAAAUGAUAGCGUCUGUAGGAAAACGGCUUUACAUUUUGUGAAUGAAUUUGUUCUAACUUUAAGUUGAUCUGUUGAUGGAUUAGAGUUUAUCAGUUUCGUUUAUAUCCUUGUGUUAAUCUGGCCGGAAUUUAUUCAAAAAUCAUAAAAGUGUGUAUGGCUGACAUCUCUUUAUUUGACUUUGUCUAGUUGACCCCUCUGUAAUUUCCUUUAUUGUGACUUUUGUGAAACACUUGUUCUGUGCCUUUGGAUAUGUCUGACCAAAUAAGCAAUUCGCGGGACCAAGUAACCGGUCCACCACGAGGCCCAGCUCCACCCCUGCCUGAGAAACCACCAUCGGUGGCAGAAAGAACUAGACUUCUGCGUUCUAGCUUUAGGAAAGAUGAUUUAGAAAAACCUAAAGUUCCAGAGAAACCAGAUAAUCGCACACUUAACGGUCAAAAGCAGGAAGGUGGAUCUGUUAAUGGUGAGAGAUCCCCAUCUCCUCCAUCCAAUUCAUCCUUCCAUAAAACUGCAGACUCACCCACCUCAACAGAUGGCAAGACCUCUACUAUUGGUGGACAGCCUCAGAUAGAAACCACAGAGGCAAUGAAUGCAGCAAAAAGAGAUGCUUUUUUCCGAGCUGGUGGUGAUGGGCCAACAACAAAAUUUGACCCUACAGCAAGAUAUGGUGGUCUGUCUAGAAAGGAGGAUCCUAAUAUAGAAACAGAAAAAGAGAGAGAGAGAAAGUAUGGUGCAGAGACACGCAAAGAAUUGGAAGGAUAUGUUGGGUUUGCCAAUUUACCUAACCAAGUGUACAGAAAAUCUGUCAAACGUGGAUUUGAGUUUACCCUGAUGGUUGUUGGUGAAUCUGGUUUAGGAAAAUCAACUUUAAUCAACUCAUUGUUUCUAACUGACCUGUACAGUGCUGAGUACCCAGGACCCUCACACAGAAUACAGAAAACUGUUAAGGUUGACACCACACAAGUGACCUUAAAAGAGAAUGGUGUUCAGCUGAGACUGACCAUAGUGGAUACACCAGGCUUUGGGGAUGCAGUUGAUAAUAGUAACUGCUGGUCCCCUGUGACAGACUUCAUAGACAGUAAAUAUGAGGAAUACCUGAAUGCUGAGUCCAGGGUCAAUAGGUCAACAAGUGCAGAUACACGAGUCCACUGUUGUUUGUAUUUCAUUUCUCCUACAGGGCACGGAUUAAAGCCUUUAGAUGUGGAGUUCAUGAAGAGACUACAUGACAAAGUCAACAUUAUCCCUCUCAUUGCCAAGGCUGAUACUUUGACUCCAGAUGAAUGCCGGGAAUUUAAAAAAACUAUCUUGAAUGAAAUAGCUCAACACAAGAUUAGAAUCUAUGAGUUCCCUGAUUGUGAAGAAGAAGAAGAAAUGAAGAUCCAAAAAAAACUACGGGAUCGAGUGCCCUUUGCAGUUGUUGGCAGCAACAGAGUUCUUGAGGUCGGAGGUAAAAGAGUGAGAGGUCGUCAGUACCCAUGGGGAAUAGUUGAAGUGGAAAACCUGGAGCAUAAUGAUUUUAUUGCUCUAAGGAAUAUGGUCAUUAGGACUCACAUGCAAGAUCUGAAAGAUGUUACCAACAAUGUCCACUAUGAAAACUUCCGAUACAAUAAGCUGGCACCAUCUACAGCUGAGGGAAAUAAGGUCAAGCCAGGGUCACUCACUAAAGAUCCAUUAAGUCAGAUGGCUGAGGAGAGAGCUGAACAUAACGCAAAGAUGAAAAAAAUGGAGGCUGAAAUGGAGCAAGUCUUUGAAAUGAAAGUAAAGGAAAAGCGGCAGAAACUCAAAGAUUCUGAAGCAGAUCUACAAAAACGCUCUGAACAAAUGAAAAAAAGUCUUGAACAGCAGCAGAAAGAACUUGAUGAUAAAUGGAAAGAAUUUGAGAAGGAGAAAGCAUCAUGGGAGGAGCAAUGGGGGGAGAGGCGACGCUCUCUAGAGAACCAAAAAGACUCCCCUACAUCCAGGGCCAAGAAGUGGAUGUCACUCAAGUAAAAAGGCCAAGAAAGGUUUGUUCUAGAGAUGAGCCCUCCUCUUGCAUCUUUGAAGAGACAAAUUUGUUCUGCAAUAGAUUCAUCAACAGUUAUCUGCACAUGGCAAGAGAUUGAACAAAAAUGAUGUGCACUUAAAUGCUGUCCACAAGUAUUGAGUGCCUCAGUUGUUGUAUUGUAAUCCCAUGUUGUACUGUACUCCUAAAAGACUUGGUCCAUCAGGACUAGACCAACUCAUGUGUUCAUGUCUGCUCAGCAUCUAAUUAGCUGAUCAGUCUAAACAUUUUUUUUCUGCUUGUGCUGUUUGCAUGUUUUCAUAUCUGACGUUUUGCCUACUUGCGUUAGCCCAGUCAUAUUGAUGUUUGAUUACCACUGGCUAACCAGUUAAUGUCAACAAUUUGAUGUUUUUUGCAUGUCAUGUAAGAAUAUUUAUAAGUUGCUUCUUCUUUGCUAGAAUCUCCUCAGUGGAGACCCAAAGUUAUGCCUGUGGCAUUUUUUUUUUACCUUUUUGAUCUAACAUGUAGAAAAUAAUGUGCACCUAACCCAAAUGUUGCUUAAGGCAGCUGACAUUUGAUUUGUCACUUAAUAAAAGAAUCAUGCAAUAUGUUCUUUUUUGUUUGAUUUGUGUUUUUUUAUAUUACAAUUUUAAAAUCAGCUGAAGCUUUAAAACAUACUUGGAUUCUAAAUAAAAAAAUUUAAAUGAGAGAUUUGGGAAAAUUUAAUAUUGGUGAAAAUAAAUGUUUCCAAUUACAAGCUGCUAUGGAUCAGCAAUUUUCUGAGUCAUCGAAUCAUGUUACGGGAAAUUUUUAAAUGUUGUUAAAUAAAAUCAGCUCUCAUAGCCAUAGAUUUUUUUUUCCUAAUAAAACAUCUAGUUGAGUAGUCACUAAUCAGUGUUUAAAAUAUGAUAAAGGAAAAAAUGCUGAACGCUAUAUUUUUGUUAUUUCUUCAUUACAUGUAUAAACUUUAUGUAAUUUAUUAUAAACUAUUUUUUUUUGUUUCUAGUAGAUGCAUGUUUGACCUCUAACAUAUUAUCAAAAUAUUUUUCAAGGCUGAUGAAGUCUAUUGGAAUUUUAUUUUGUCAGCUCUAACAAAUUAAACUGCAAGUCUUACACCUUAUUCACUGGUCAAAACAAGUUUUCAAGGCGCAAAUACUUAAGUUAGUCAUUUAUCAAAUGUAAGAAAAAAUCUGCUUCAUGUAUUUUUAUAUUUUUAAACCUUUUAAUAGUUUGAAAAAUUUGAAGAAUAAAAUUGUGAGAAAGGAUCUUUGCACAUGAUGUAUUCCUUGUCAUUAGUUGAGGUCUGAACAUCUGAUCACAUUCAAACAUCAAUUUCACUUUGUGUUCUUAUGUUAACCUUUUUUUUUAAACUUUGUAACAACUGCGUUUUUUAACUUCUAUUACACAGCUUUUGAUCAGCGCUCAUUUUAAUUGAAAAUAAAAUUUGUUUUCAAAUGGUAAAACUA